Messenger RNA from Fusarium falciforme, 2310 nucleotides. RefSeq names its product PA14 domain-containing protein. Lineage: Eukaryota; Fungi; Ascomycota; Sordariomycetes; Hypocreales; Nectriaceae. Bases 1 to 2310 code for a protein of 769 amino acids. The transcript is spliced from 2 exons. The record is from RefSeq and is a predicted model, not a curated record.
AUGCAUCUUCAAACCUUUGCCUGGGGCAGCGCAGCCUUGCUCCUUUCGAGCACAGGUCUCUCUACAGCUGGCGCGCCUGAUUGCCCCAACGGGUUCCAGGUUAUCGAGCUUCAGCCUUAUAAGGUCAUUUGUGAUGGGACCACCUCGGCUUCCACUCGCACUAGGACUUAUACUAUUCCAUUCGAGCCUUUGGGUACCAAUCCUCCUGGUCAAAAUAGCACUUCUGGACCGCCCAAUGGUCCUGGGAAGCCUCAGAUCCCAGGUCAACCCGCAACUCCAGCGAACCCCAACCCGCCGCCUGUUCAGCCAAAUCCCCCAGGGCAACCUCAGGUACCAGGUCAACACAUUGUUCCUGGCCAUCCUGGAAGUCCCAAUGAGCCGGAAUCUCCCCCUGGUGUUGUCACCAUCACCAUUACUGGCAUACCUCCCCCGCUGAAGACUGAGGGUACCCCUCCGCCGAGAGGGGGCUUCUGGACCAUCACUAAAUACCUAUUCCCUCCCCCAGUCCCUGGAACUACGACGUCCUUCGUGACAGGCCCAACUCCUGGAACAACGACCCUUCCGCCAGCUCCUGGCUGCUCAAGCUCCGAUUGUAUUCAUACCAUCGUGGUAACUGUCCCAGGACCUAUCCCCAGUCUUACUACCAGAAUUACAACGACCCCACGAGCGCCAGGCACAAGCACGGUCGUAGUCACAGGCCCUCCCCCUUUGGAUCCUCCGAAUACAAGAUUUAUAACGACCACUGUCCCAGGAACUACUCCUGGAACCAUCACUAUCACCCCAGCUUCGAAUUGUAAGACCUCAUGCGUGGAAACUGUGGUCGUCACGACUGUUCCCACAACGCCACCGAACACUGCCAUCACAUUGACUGAGGUCUGCACGGCUACAACCUUCUGCGAGCCCAUUACCAUUACGCCUCCGGUGGAUUGUAUGCGUCCUUGUACAACGACGGUCAUUACCUACCCUCCCAGGACACCAUCCCUCACGACUACACCUCCGGAUGUCAUCACCACUAUCACUGAGCCAUGUCUUAGUACUGGAACCUGUGAGCCUGUGGUUACUGUACCGCCCCCCAGUGACUGCACUCGCCCCUGCACAACAUCAGUGUUUGUCCGCCCUUCUAGCUCAGUGGCUCUCACAACUACGCCCCCUCCUGACGUCAUCACAACUAUCACUGAGCCAUGUCCCAGUGCCGGAACCUGCGAGCCUGUGAUCACGGUACCACCCCCCAGUGAUUGCACUCGCCCCUGUACAACAUCGGUGUUUGUCCGUCGCUCGACCAGUUCAUCAGAGGCUCCCUCUAGCACUACAGACGGAUCUUCGUUGACGGAAGAGCCGUCUACGACAACAGAGACAUCCUCAACACAAGACCCUACUACAUCUGAAGAGUCCACAACCACUGAGGAGACCACCACGUCAACCACAAGCGAGGACUCUACUACCUCUCAGGAGCCUACAACUACUCAAGCGCCUACGACCACAACAGAGUCUACCACGUCCCAAGAGUCCACAACCUCUGAUGAGACUACCACGCCGGCAGAGUCAACCACGUCCGAGGAGCCAACCACAUCUGCCGAAUCCACAACCACCACGACACCAACCACAACGGAUGCACCCACAACCACUGAGCAAUCUACAACUUCCGAUGCCCCGUCAACAACAACAUCGGAAACCCCACCCUGCACGCCAGGCCUCGAAUGGGCGUUUUAUAACUUUGAACAGGCCCCUGACGGGGAAACCAACCCUGGUCAGAUCCCAUAUCAUCCUACUGAGCAGACUACAACCUGGUCACAGCAAACAUUCCAGAUUGGCACUUCUUUUAGCGGGCAAUCCCCAGGAUCAAGGGGAACAACCACGACCGUUGGCAUACCGAGUCAGGAUCAAACCUUUACUGUCUACGGCACAGAUACUGGCACAAAUGCCCAGUACAACAUCGUGCAGCACAUUGGUUAUUUCCACCCCAGCAAGGUUGGCACAUACACUUUCAAUCUCCCAGGUGAUCAGCUAGACGAUGUCGUAUACACUUGGAUUGGAGAUCCAGCAAGGUCGGGAUACAAUAACGGCAAUGCCUACUACAUCGCCGAUUACUACGCACCUACUUCGAGGUCCUUCACCUACGAUGUCCAGAAUGCCGGAGACUACAUCCCGUUCAGGUUAUCGUGGGUCAAUGCUCAGCAAGGUGGUGGCUUUGGCUUUUCCGUUGAAGAUCCCGAUGGCAAUGUUAUCCUGUCUGACAGUACUCCAACCACUGAUGGACAAUUCGUCAACGGAUGUGCUGACUCUGUUGAUGCCCCUCCUUUUGACUUUUGA